UGAUAUACUAUAUAUAAGGGGAGCAGAGCCAGUGGUGCAGCACUUCAACACAUCCCACAGCAUCUACAUCCAACAUCACUGCUUCAACACAAUCAGCAUCAUGAUGCUCUGCCUGAAGCUCACUCUACUCACCCUGCUUAUUGCAGCACCUGGUUUGCAUGUUUCUGGAGAAACUGUGAUUACCUGUGAUGGUGAUGUCCAGCGCCUCACUUGUGACUCUGGAGUGAUAAAGGUGACGUCUACUGUGUACGGCCGUUCGGAUAGCCAAAUCUGCAGUGCUCCACAUCCCAAUCUUAAGGUUACUGAUACCAGCUGCUCCAGUACUGUUUCCACUAUUGCUGACAGAUGCAAUGGACUAAGAGAGUGUGAGGUAAAGACAGAUUUGCUUGGCAGCUCUGACCCAUGCAAAGGAACCUACAAAUACUACACUACCACUUACGACUGCAUCGAUGCCCAUGUAGCUGUGGUCUGUGAGCACGGCUACCGCACACUGGACUGUGGAGUGGAUACUAUUCAUAUCUUGAAUGCGAACUUUGGGCGUGCUGAUUCUGUAACCUGUUCAAGUGGAAUUCCCAACGGUUUGACCCAGAACACCAACUGCUACUCUCCAAAUGCACUCUCAACUGUCACCUCACUGUGUAAUGGACAGAACAGUUGCACAGUAGAAGCUUCCUCCACCAUCUUUACAGAUCCUUGUAAACCAACUGCUAAAUACCUCACAGUGUCCUAUACCUGCAUCGCUAAUCAGGCUGGUGGCUGUAGCUCAUCACUCUGCUUCAUCAACACCAGCAUCAUAAUGCUCCUACUGAGGCUCACGCUACUCACCUUACUUAUUGCAGCCAACAGUUGGCUUGUUUCCGGAGAGAAUAUGAUUACCUGCUAUGGUAAUAUCCAGCACCUCGCUUGUGACACUGGACUGAUAAAGGUGAAGUCUACUAUAUAUGGACGUACAAACCGUGACACCUGUAGUAAUCGGCCCCCUUCUGAGGUCGCUAACACCAACUGUGCCUUGAGUAUUUCUACUAUUGCUGACAGGUGCAAUGGACUAAGAGAGUGUGAGGUAAAGACUGAUUUACUUGGCAACCCUGACCCAUGUUUUGGAACCUACAAGUACUACAACACCACUUAUGACUGCAUCAGUGGCCAGAACAUUGUGAUCUGUGAGCAAGGCUACAGCACACUGGACUGUGGAGAUGGUUCUAUUCAGAUCAUAAAUGCAAACUAUGGCCGUGCUGAUUCACUAACCUGCGUAAAUGGACUUUUGAGCAGUUUGUUCCAGAACACCAACUGUUACGCUCCAAACACACUCUCCAAAGUGACCUCAAUGUGUAAUGGAAAGAACAAAUGCACUGUACAAUCUUCAUACACCAUCUUUACCGAUCCUUGCAUUGGGACUGCUAAAUACCUCACUGUGUCCUACAAGUGCAAUAGGACACUUGUGACCUGUGAAGGCAAUACUGCUGUACUGACAUGUGGUGCUCGCCGUAUAAAUGUUAUCAGCGCUAACUACGGCCGAACCGAUACCACCACAUGUUCUUCGGGACGACCUGCCAGUCAACUCACUGUCACAAACUGCUACACACCUGAUGCACUAAAUAAAGUUGCAGCUAGAUGUGAGGGACAGAGCAGCUGUAAUGUGCCUGCUACAAAUGAGGUCUUCUUUGACCCAUGUUUUCUCACUUAUAAGUACCUGACAGUUGUGUACUCCUGUUUCUAACUAAUAACACGAGGGAACCCAGCUUUAUCUCCAUAGGCCUCUCUUCAGUCUGAAGCAGUCUGAGACUUGAUUCUUAAUAUGUAACCAUCAGUUCAUACAAUGUGGGAUUUUUGGUUUUGGUGUACUUAAUAUUUGCAUGUUAUAUAAUCAACUGAAGCUAAACAUAUGUGUUACUUACUAUUGAUUACAAAAAAGUGUCACAAUAAAGUCAAUGCAAGCAUAAGA
Messenger RNA from Tachysurus fulvidraco (yellow catfish), 1942 nucleotides. RefSeq names its product rhamnose-binding lectin-like. The record is from RefSeq and is a predicted model, not a curated record. Lineage: Eukaryota; Metazoa; Chordata; Actinopteri; Siluriformes; Bagridae. The transcript is spliced from 21 exons. The coding region runs from base 101 to 1717 and encodes 538 amino acids. Gene Ontology annotation, molecular function: carbohydrate binding.